Messenger RNA from Paramormyrops kingsleyae, 4302 nucleotides. RefSeq names its product dopamine receptor D4 related sequence (gene drd4-rs). The record is from RefSeq and is a predicted model, not a curated record. Gene Ontology annotation, biological process: adenylate cyclase-inhibiting dopamine receptor signaling pathway; regulation of potassium ion transport; negative regulation of voltage-gated calcium channel activity. NCBI's taxonomy places the organism in Eukaryota, Metazoa, Chordata, Actinopteri, Osteoglossiformes, Mormyridae. Gene Ontology annotation, cellular component: plasma membrane. Gene Ontology annotation, molecular function: G protein-coupled receptor activity; dopamine neurotransmitter receptor activity, coupled via Gi/Go.
CUGUGCCUCUUCGCAGCUGUGUUGUCAAAGCGACGGCUGGCUGAAAGUUUUCUACUUCGCAAGGGGAGGAUCAGUGGAGAGCAGACAGAAGGAGCAGCUGCUCCUUUGACUGGCACCUGGAAAAGGCGAAGGAGGACACUGAGGAAGCAGGGCAGCACAAUUCAGACAGAACUGCAGGGAUGGGAGUCUCGCUCUAGUGAUGAGUCGAUCCGAACUCAAAGCCCGUUUCCUGGGGGACAAUUAGAGAAUCAGCCUUGAUGGACACUGUGUCCAGAAAGUCGGCAGUGAUGAUGCCAGUCACGACUGUGGUGGCACCUUUGUCACGCUAGCCUUGCACCAGAGUGGAGACACACUUCACCGUCACGUCACAGCUGCCCUGCUCCCCAAGGCCUCGCCUUCUCAAGAUGUUCGGAUUAUACUGGGAGCGGCACAGAUGCCAGGGAGCACCAUCAUGGUCAAUGUGACACUCAAUGCCACACGGGAGCAGAACCAGGUGCAGUACAACUACCUGGCCCUGGUGUUGGGAGUCCCACUGGUUCUCAUCAUCAUCCUGGGGAACGUGCUGGUGUGCCUGAGUGUACUGACGGAGCGCUCUCUGAAGACCGCCACCAACUACUUCAUCGUCAGCCUGGCCGUGGCUGACCUGCUUCUGGCCGUACUCGUUCUGCCGCUCUACGUGUACUCGGAGUUCCUGGGCGGCAUAUGGACCCUGAACACCUACGUCUGCGAUGCUCUAAUGACCAUGGACGUGAUGCUCUGCACAGCAUCCAUCCUAAACCUCUGCGCCAUCAGCGUGGACAGGUACAUCGCUGUGGUGUCCCCUCUGAAGUACAACAGGAACCAGUUCAGCAUGAGGCAGCUUCUCCUGAUCACGGCCACUUGGGUCCUGUCCUUCGUGGUGGCGAGUCCCGUCAUCUUUGGCCUGAAUCAGGUGCCCGGACGGGAUGCCAGCGUGUGUAAGCUGGAGGAUGACAGCUUUGUGGUCUACUCGUCCGUCUGCUCUUUCUUUGUGCCUUGCCCCGUCAUGCUGCUCCUUUACUACUGGAUGUUCCGAGGAUUGAGGCGCUGGGGCGCCAGCCGCAAGGCCAAGUUGGCGCGGGGCGAGCGGCGCUUCUCGCUGGGUCUUCGCGGCCCCCGGCGCGAGCGCAAGGCCAAGUACCUGGUGCCCGGCUUUAGCCCCACUGAGACUGGCCCGGGACCCACGCCCGAGAGCGACCCCAUCACCGGUCAGGCGGACAGCGCGUCAGACGCAGAGGGUCCCGAGCGGCCCCCAGACAGCAGCCCUGGGGAGAACGGGCUGCAGGGACACGUCUCCGGCUCUGGAAGGGGCUCCAGUAGCAGCCGAGUUAGCGGCCGGGAGCGCAAGGCCAUGAAGGUCCUGCCUGUGGUUGUGGGUGUAUUUCUGGCGUGUUGGACCCCUUUCUUUGUGGUUCACGUCACCAAGGUUCUCUGCGUGCCCUGCGACAUCGGGCCAACGCUGAUCAGCGUGGUGACCUGGCUGGGUUACGUCAACAGCGCCGUGAACCCCAUCAUCUACACGGCCUUCAACACAGAGUUCCGGAAGGUCUUUCAGAAGCUCCUGUGCUGUCAAACAUGAGGAGCACCGGCCGUGACUCUGGUUCUGGUGCACAUGGCGCUGUGCCGUCAAUGCCUUUAGGUGACGUCAUCGUGAAGCGAGGCAUGCGUGAUGCACAUACAUACGUCUUCAAACUAUGCCGUGUAAUUGCUGUAAAAUAUCGCUUGAAUGCAGUAGAAAAAUAACUAUUGAAACCUUAGCCCAGAGGCAUAAAAUAUGUGGAAAAAAGUUUGUUUGUACUCAAUUUGUGCAAGUUUCUUUGGAAAAACAGUGUAAUCGUCCUGUUUUGUUCUCUCCUCCAUAACAACGUACUAAUUUUAAUUGAAAGAAGGUCCAGCAUCACUCCUUGCAUUAUCGAUUCAAUAUAAAGAAAAUUUUGUUACCCCAUGAGUUUGAUUCAGGAGCUUCCAGUGACAGCAGAGGCAAAAAUAUUGUGGUCAACAAGUGUGUCUGUCUUCUGAUCUACUAUUACAAUGUUACAAAGCUUGCAGGGAUGAUGGGGGCUCAAUGAAGUUCAAAUCCAGGGGGUUUGGGUUUGAUAUUUCCUGAGCAGAGAACUUUGCCCCAUGGCUCAGUCCCGCAGCUUUCUGGAAGCCUGGCACCCUGUCUCCUUGUUUCCAAGUUUCCAUUCUCUAAGUCUCCAUGUCUUGGUUCCUAUGCUGCAGUUCCACAGUUCACCAGAAUGGUACUCUUCUAGCACACCUUGCUCUGGAACCUUCUGCCAAGUCAGCAGCCCCAAGUCCUGGUAGUUGCCUGUUUCCUGAGAUGUUCUACCCUAUGGACUCAGGGACUGUAAAGCAGAACACUUGGCAAUACAGGUGGGAAGGUCCAGUUUGGGGUCUAUUCUCAUGUUGGAUCAAUACAGUGUCUUUACCACACUCCUUGUGUGCUGUCCAGCUGUGAAAAGAGGUUUUUGAGGUUUUGUGGAUGACAUCAAGUAUUGUUCUGAUGAAGAUAUUAUAUGUUAACAAAACGAUUUUUAUCAAUGGUGGAAAUAAAAGGAAAAAUGUUCUAAAGGGAUAUGGAAAUAUAAAUAUUUACUUUUUGAUGAAUUUGAGAAUAUGACUUGUGCAUCUAAGACACCAUGCGAAGUAUUAUGGUAUGUGAGACUUUUUUCCCGGUCAUUAAGAGACAAUGAUUCUGUAAACAACAUUGGACUUGCUGUGCUUUGAUGCUGUGACUUUUCCCCUAUACUCUGCAAGACCAUUCUUCUUCUAAAAAGGCAUUUUCUUAAAGCAGGAACUGGGUUGACAUUUAACCAACAUGCCAGACAGACACGUAAAUUCACCAGCCAUCUGCGUCAUGAUCCUCACUCUGAUUAGGAAGCAUGGAGCUCAUAAGGACACAGAAAAAUAAGUGCAUUAAAACAGUAUUUCCCAACCCAGUUUUUGGGGACUCACAGACGUUCUACAUUUCUGCUCCCUGCCAGACAGUUCACAGUUUUGCUACUGGGAGCUGGGAGGGAGCAAAAACCUGCACUAUCUGUAGGUUUCCGAAGACCAGAUAGGGUAACACUGCAUUAAAUGACUGGAGACAGGCACUAUACCCAACUAUAUCCAACAACAAAAUAGAAUAGCUAAAGCUAUUAGCUAUAGUCACUUGCUAUGGUUAUUGCAGAAGCUUCCAGGUAGAAUGUAAAUCAUAAAUGGCAUUCUAAAUCUCCACAAUCCAGGAUACUUCCGCAGAUCUGGCACAGUUUGUUUGUCUGUGACAGGCGCCUAGGUGAUGCCACACAAAAAUAGACUUGAAUGAGGAACUGUACAAAACCUUGGCCGGGGGGGGUUGGGGUAACCAAGGUAACCAGUCAUAAUGAAGAGGUAUAGAGGCAGUACUUUAGGACAAGGGGGCCCAGUGGAUACAUUCCCACCCAGCCUCUUAACAUUACUAAUUUCCAUUCCUUUUAUUUGAUUAUCAGUUGGCACAGCAGAAACGUAUGCAAAGAGCUAAGCUUUUAUCAAGCUUAUCUUCACGCAGAUGAAUUUUACACAAAAUUCAUGGAGAGGUGGAGGAGCGAUUAUGACUUCAGCUCUAACCCAAUGAUAUCAGGUCCCACUGAUGACCACUGACUCCUACUAACACUCUGCAGUGAAAAUAUUCUACAUCAAUACACAUUAGUAUUACAUUAUGAAUGAUUGAACAAAUUCAAAGAGCAACAUCAAAGUUAAAGUGGACAAGCUUGCCUGGGCUAUAGUGGGAAUUGUGUUUUGACUACAGGGGUUCGCUUUGCACAUUGAAAAUAAUGACUCCAGAAUGAAUCCCGGGGCAGCAUGGUCAGUCAAUGGGGAGGCCUAGUACUUCCUGGAAUGGGCUCCAGGCUCAAUGAGACCCAAUAUUCAAUAAGCCACUAAGAAGAAAGAUGAAUAAAAAAUAUAAUAUAAAACUGGAUUGAUACAGAAAAGAGUAGCAUGGCCCCUAAGCAAGGAUGGCAUACAAAUUUGUGAAGGCUAAUAUUCUGGAGGCAAUGUGUGACAAUGAGUUAAGAUACUGUGAUUGGAAGGUUACUAGUUCAAAUCCCAUAGUCGGCAGAGUGAUAUUGAGCAUGAGCGCUAACGCCGGAUGCUCCAGGCACCAGCUGGUCCUGCUUUUUUUGUUGUACCUUGCUUUGCAUAAAAGUAGCCAAUUGCACUUGCUCCUCACCUUCAGGACUGGGGCUUCAGAUCCCAGCUUGUUCUCUGCUCUUGUUCUCUGUGCUUGUUCUCUGCUGUGUGAGUUUCUUCCUGCAGUCA